Xyrauchen texanus (razorback sucker) is the source of this 1301-nucleotide messenger RNA. It is a transcript of the gene smim22, whose product is annotated as small integral membrane protein 22. Gene Ontology annotation, biological process: regulation of cell population proliferation. NCBI's taxonomy places the organism in Eukaryota, Metazoa, Chordata, Actinopteri, Cypriniformes, Catostomidae. The transcript is spliced from 5 exons. The record is from RefSeq and is a predicted model, not a curated record. Bases 247 to 489 code for a protein of 80 amino acids.
UUUGACUUGAUAAGAGAAUACGCAUUUAUUUAGGGUGCGGAGUAGCGACUACGUAUUACGCCUGUCACCUGUUUAAAGAUUGAGAACGUUGGGCUCUGUGUAGUUAUUAUUCAAGACCUCGUGAUUUGUUCAAUUUGGGCUCCUCGGCGACAGGUGUAGCGCAGUAAGUAACCCGGAAAUAAGAAAAACAACAGUGAGCACAACAGUUAUUCCAACAGAGUACUCUCGUAUCUUCUUACUGAAGCCAUGGAAAAGAGCGUUCAACAGGAUUUUGAGAACCAGUUUAAUGAUGUGGUUUCAAGACUGCAAUCAAAGCAGAUGUUUCAGUCAGACUGGGACAUUGCCUCCUUUGCAGUCUUCUUCAUCUUUAUAGGUAUGGUCCUCUUGCUGGUUAUCUUGGUUCUCAUCCGCUGCUGUUGCUGCUGUUGCUGUGAUGAAAAGCCAAGGAGACAAAAGGUGGGCAUCGACAACAUGGCAAUGGAGCCGUAAUCCUCCAGAAAUAUAGUCUCCACUACAUGUAAAUCAUCUACAACAUAAGUGUGAAUCAAUUUUAUGUAUAUCAGUUAUUACAUUUAAUCCUUAUUAAUAAUCAAACAGGGAAAUUAAGACUUCCUUAUAGGGAUAAGCAAAAUAUUUUACUUAAGUUGCAACAUCCAUUACAGAUACCUGAAUUACUGCAAUAGAUGGGACAUGUUCUAUAAAAAUAAAUGUCUUGAAAGAGAAAGCAUUUAUCUGGACUAGUUUGUAACAAAUGUGACUUCUGACACUUGGGAUAUUUUCUGGAUGGUUUAAAAUCAGUUUGAGUAUUCAAUGAAGAUGCUUUGAACAUUUUUAAAGGAUUUAGAAUUUUCCUGGAUGGAGCAAAUGAUCUCUAUUGACAUUUCAUAUGUUUCUGUAGUUUUUAAAGAGUAGGCCUAUGUUUAAUCUGGUAAUCUGGAAAAUGACUAGGACUGGUUAUCCCAGAUGCCAGUUAGCCUACACCUUUCCUUAAACCUAAGACUGAGGUAUUUUCAAUGGAUUUUUAGACUUUUUUGAAUGGUUGACUGAUCUAUAAUUGUAAAGAAAAAAAUAUAACUUGAGCACUUUAAGAAUUCAUACUUUUUAUUAAACUAAAAAAGUAAUUUGAUUAGUUCACAUCACUGAUAAGAUUUUAAAUCAACUUUAAAAUAGCAGAAAAUAUUCAAAAUAAUACUUUAUCUGCUCUAUUAUUUGGAAAAGUUGUAUAAAGUUUUUACAAAUAAAUACAAUUCUAAAAUGCUGGAAGUCUGUUUUAAAGAAAUGUAUUUAAUUGGACAUAUGCA